GUAGAAGCUGUCAUCUGUAGACAUUGUAACUUGCUUACGAAAUAGGGCGCAUUAUCUUUAGAAUUGACAUAUAUAUAAGUUUGUUGCAUAAGUAAAAAUGGCGAGUCGCAUUGUUGCUUCUGCUGCCGUGAAAGCAGUAAAAGGAAGACGGCCUAUACAGUCUAGGGCUGCUUUAGUUUUGACACCUGCAGCUGUUAACAAAAUAAAAGAGAUCUUAGCUCAGAAUGCGAACUGUAUUGGACUCAAAGUUGGGGUCCGUCAAAGAGGAUGUAAUGGCCUCAGCUACACAUUAGACUAUGCAGUAGAAAAAGGGAAAUUAGAUGAAGAGGUGGUUCAAGAUGGAGUUCGGGUUAUCAUCGACAGGAAGGCCCAGCUGACGCUCCUGGGCACAGAGAUGGAUUAUGUGGAAACAAAACUGUCGUCUGAAUUUGUUUUCAAUAACCCAAAUAUUAAAGGAACAUGCGGCUGUGGUGAAAGCUUUUCAGUUUGACAGUUUGGAUCGAGAAGAUUAAACAAGAAUGUCAAUUGUCUCGGUUCGUCUUUGCUCAUACAAAACUCCACCCCACGUCAACAAAUGUCCACGAGACUUAAUAUUUGUGGCAUGAAACAUUACAUAUUUAUACGUGCUGAUGAAAUUUAGUGUUGACGCAAUUAGCGAAAGUUCAAAAUCUUUUCGGAUUAUCAUAUUCUCGAAUUAGGGUUAUCAUAUUAUUUUAAUAAAGUUAAUUUAGAGAUAAGUUCAGAAACGUAUGCCCAUAAGCGUUUUCAGCAUAAAGUGCGUAGUACAAAUAUUGUAAUAUUAUAUAUUUAUUUUGCAUACAGAUAUGAUAAGACAGUACAUUGGCAUUAACACAUUGCAUAUCGGUCUUAUAAAAAUUGAAGUAUCCAAUUUCUGGAGCAUUUAAUGCUACUCAAAAUCUGAAGCGGCAUUUUAAAC
This is a messenger RNA of Zootermopsis nevadensis, 937 nucleotides long. The record is from RefSeq and is a predicted model, not a curated record. NCBI's taxonomy places the organism in Eukaryota, Metazoa, Arthropoda, Insecta, Blattodea, Termopsidae.